AUGACAAAUUCUAUGAAUUCUCCUUCUUUCAACAAAAAUAAUUCUGGAAUGCUUAUUAACGAUAUGAAUGAAUUACAUCUUCUAGAAAAAUUAAUAGAAUACCAAUCUGAAAUUCAAGAUGAAUUCGAAGAUUAUAUAAAUAACACUGGAUCUUCAAAAUCAUACGCAUCCUCCUAUCAUCAUCGUCAUAAUCAAUGCACCAGUGAUAAUAAUAAUGACGAAAAAGCUCCUUUAUUAUCAUUGGAUGAAGACGAAGACUUGGAAGCAGCAGGUGAUGAUGCAGAAGCUUUAAUGAAAAAGAACGAAGUGAUUCGAUCUGCUAUCGAGAAAAUAAAAAAAGUUACAGAGGAACAAGAAAAAGAAUUACACACGUAUGUUCAAGCCGGUAAUAGACCUCUAAUCGAUUAA
Entrophospora sp. SA101 is the source of this 408-nucleotide messenger RNA. Lineage: Eukaryota; Fungi; Glomeromycota; Glomeromycetes; Entrophosporales; Entrophosporaceae. The record is from the annotation of a GenBank genome assembly.